ACAUGCUGAUAAAACAAACACUGUCUUUCUUCUUCUUCUUUUCAAUUUCCUUUCCUUUCUUAAAGAGACCGAUUGUCUAGGAGACAGUGUAAGCAAGAGAUAUUCUGCCUUUUACUAUUCAGAUUAAAGAAACCAAUAAUAGUAAUAAAAAAAGGCAAUGGCGAGGAGACCAGACGAGGAAUACGAUUAUCUGUUCAAGGUUGUACUAAUUGGCGAUUCUGGUGUAGGAAAAUCAAAUCUUCUUUCCCGAUUUACUCGUAAUGAGUUCUGUUUGGAAUCCAAAUCCACCAUUGGCGUUGAAUUCGCCACCCGUACUCUUCAAGUUGAGGGAAGGACUGUCAAAGCCCAAAUAUGGGACACAGCUGGCCAGGAGCGAUACAGAGCAAUAACCAGUGCCUACUAUAGAGGUGCCCUUGGAGCUCUUCUAGUGUAUGAUGUUACAAAACCAACAACAUUUGAAAAUGUUAGUCGCUGGCUGAAGGAACUGAGGGACCAUGCAGAUGCCAAUAUUGUGAUAAUGCUAAUUGGAAACAAGACUGAUCUGAAACAUCUCCGAGCUGUGGCCACUGAGGAUGCUCAAGGUUAUGCAGAGAGGGAAGGACUUUCAUUCAUUGAAACUUCUGCUCUAGAAGCAACAAAUGUCGAGAAGGCAUUCCAGACAAUCCUCUCAGAGAUUUACCGAAUAAUUAGUAAGAAGUCACUUUCAUCAGAAGAACAAGCACCUGCCAAUAUCAAAGAAGGUAAAACAAUUGUUGUUGGAGGAUCUGAGGCAAACGUUAAGAGGCCUUGCUGCUCUUCGUCAUAAGGAUUGUAUUUACAUCAAGAUACCCUUCUCUAUUCUCUUUCCCUUGCCCCCUUUGUGGGGUUAUUAUUUUCAUGUUCGAUUUGUGUUGUCGGAUUGUUUAUUGUUUUGCAUGAGAUAUGCCACAGCUUUUUUCUUGAGAGUUGUUUGUAGACAAUUUUGCCAGGAUUUCUUCCUUUCCUUCCAAACCUUAUUUCUGCAUAAGGGGGUUUUGGGUUAUUAAAUUAUGAAUUAUUGGAAAUUGCCACAAACCUAAAAUUGUCAUUUUUCUAUAGAAUGUUGUAUUUCUUAUUAGUGUC
Jatropha curcas is the source of this 1101-nucleotide messenger RNA. It is a transcript of the gene RAB11C, whose product is annotated as RAB GTPase 11C. Gene Ontology annotation, molecular function: GTP binding; GTPase activity. Lineage: Eukaryota; Viridiplantae; Streptophyta; Magnoliopsida; Malpighiales; Euphorbiaceae. The record is from RefSeq and is a predicted model, not a curated record.